UCAAACUAUUCUGCUACAUUUGUGGGAUUUUCUUGAGCAUUUUCGCCAGCUUUCCGUGGUUGUCUAUUUGACCAGCAAGAUCUUCCCCCGGAAGCCGAUGAUGUACGGCGUAAUGCUGGGAGGAUGGACGCUCGGGUUCUACUUUGCUGUUCGACAACUUGCGACUGAUCUUUGUCAAGUACCAGGUGUACGUGUUCUGGUACGUCCUCGUGACCGGAUUCAUCAGCUUCGACGUGUGCUACCGGAUGGGUCCUCCAAAGAACCAGCGCAGCAAGGACCUCAUCAAGUGGCGCUUCCGACUGGCCGCGAUCGGCGCAAUCUUCUUCUCAUCCGCCUACCGAGAGGCCACCACCGGAUUCUGCAUCGCCCUCUUCAUCUGCUACUACUUCCCGCGAAUCCUCCUGACCAGAGUCAGCUCCCUUCACCGGCGUCGAUUCCCGCCCAAACGACGCCUUCUCACCGUCGAAGAGUUCAACGAUCAAGGUGCCCGCAAAACCAUCAAAGCCCUCGACGAACUGUGCGAUCGGCCACGAAUGGAAGCGUACAGGUAGCAGCAGCAGCUGAUGGUACAACGAGCUCCCGUAUCCACAGGACUAACCGGAAGUGACAAGGCAUUUGCUGUUGACCUUACCAGCCAGGGCGAUUACGACUUUGUAAUAAUGAUCACAGUUAACACUCCAAAAGUUUAUUUUUUAGUCCAUGCUGGCUUCAGAAAAUGACAGUUACAAAACA
Culex quinquefasciatus (southern house mosquito) is the source of this 732-nucleotide messenger RNA. RefSeq lists its product as uncharacterized. Gene Ontology annotation, cellular component: nuclear envelope. The coding region runs from base 246 to 551 and encodes 101 amino acids. The record is from RefSeq and is a predicted model, not a curated record. The transcript has a single exon. NCBI's taxonomy places the organism in Eukaryota, Metazoa, Arthropoda, Insecta, Diptera, Culicidae.